AUCGCGACAAUGGCACCUCUUGUAUGGCUUGUUACAGGAGCCUCGGCGGGAAUUGGAGCCGCACUUGUGGAGGAAAUCGUCCGUCGAGGCGACAAAGUCAUCGCUGCCAAUAGACAGGUCAGUCAGAUGGCCGAUCGCGCUUCGGAGAAUGUGUCGCUUUUUGAGCUCGACAUCACGUCUGGUCCCAAGGUCAUUGCAAGCAAAGUCAAGGAGGCCUGGCAGAUUUUCGGACACAUCGAUGUUCUGGUCAACAAUGCCGGCACAUUCUUGCUCGGUCCCUUCGAGGAUGUUAGCGAUGAAGACGCAGAACGCAUCUUCCAAACCAACGUCUUCGGUCAGCUUCACAUGACGCGGGCCAUUCUCCCAUUCUUCCGCCAACAGGGCUCAGGAACAAUUACAUUCACCGCCUCAAACCAACUCUGGGGCAACAUGCCCUACACGACAUACUACAACAUGACCAAGUGGACGAACAGCUCCUUUGCCGAGUCGCUGCACAAAGAGGUUUCCUCUCUCGGCAUCCGCUGUGUCGCCUUUGAAUGCGGCGGUGUUGCCACGCGCCUCUUCGAGCCACGUGAGAAGGACAAAGUAGCGUCGAAGCAGAAGAAGGAGGAAAAGAGUCCCAUCGAAGCCUACGUGCCAGGAUUUGCCGCUGCCUCGCAGGUUCUGGCCGAAUGGGGAGUGCCUCCGGGAGACCCUGCCAAGGUCGCAAAGGCAAUGGCUGAUAUUGUCAAGGGUGAGGGCAUGGCGGCUGGCAGAGUCUGGUCUUCACGGGUUGCUUUGGGUUCGGAUUCUCUUCGAUGGCAGAAGAUUAAGAGACAACAGGAGGCUGUAGUGAUGGAUCGGUGGGAGGAUGUCACCAUCAGCACAGAUCGUGACGAUGCAGUGCUCUCUAACAAAUUGGAUCAUUUUGCUCUAAUAGCUGGGGCUGAGUAA
This is a messenger RNA of Clonostachys rhizophaga, 933 nucleotides long. The record is from the annotation of a GenBank genome assembly. NCBI's taxonomy places the organism in Eukaryota, Fungi, Ascomycota, Sordariomycetes, Hypocreales, Bionectriaceae.